Siniperca chuatsi (mandarin fish) is the source of this 3782-nucleotide messenger RNA. RefSeq lists its product as uncharacterized. Gene Ontology annotation, biological process: rRNA processing. The record is from RefSeq and is a predicted model, not a curated record. The coding region runs from base 73 to 2442 and encodes 789 amino acids. The transcript has a single exon. NCBI's taxonomy places the organism in Eukaryota, Metazoa, Chordata, Actinopteri, Centrarchiformes, Sinipercidae. Gene Ontology annotation, cellular component: nucleolus; small-subunit processome.
UAAUUUACGACAACGGCCCCAUUCACGGCACACGUGUAAACAGUCGUCCACUCCGGUGGUGUUCACGCCAGCAUGGCUAAAGUUUCUAAGAAGAAAGCGAGUAAAAAGAAUCUAAGGAAGAGUCCCGAAGUGACAGAUGAGAGCGCAGCGGUGAGGCCAGACGUGGGCUACGAUGAGGAGGAGGAUUUAAAUGAAGCAGAUGAAAAUAUCACAAGUGAGGAGGAAGAGGACGGCGGCGAGGAUGAACGAAAACGCCAAAAGCUGCUGGAAGCCAUCAGCGCUCUCGAUGGUAAGAGGAAGAAAAAGCUGGAAGAGAGAUCCGAGGCGGCCGUCCAGAUGUCUGAGUUUACUGUCAACGCGGAGGGGGAGGGCGACAAAAUCGAUCUGUCGGACCUCAUCGCGACCAUGGAAAAAAACCCCGCUUUCCCAACCAAGACCAAGAAGCAGCUGAAGAACCUGCAGCAGAGUAAAAAGACCAUCGAGUGCCCUCUCAGCAAGCAGGAGAGUGAGAGGAUCCAGAGAGAUGUGGCUUUUCAGAAGGCAGCCACAGAGGUGACCCGGUGGAAAGAUAUCAUCAAACAGAACCAGAGGGCCGAGCAGCUGGUCUUCCCCCUGAACCAGGAAACCUCUGGCCCUAAACCCAUGGAGAGGGUGGUGACCAGGUGGACGGCGCAAACCCCGCUUGAGCAGGAGAUCUUUGCCCUCCUGUCUACUAACAAGCAGCCCAUCAAUGACCCCAUCCUGACCCCUGCUGAGGAGGCUUCUAUGAGGGCGAUGAGCCUGGAGGAGGCCAAGAUCCGCCGAGCAGAGCUGCAGAAAGCACGGGCUCUGCAGUCCUACUACGAGGCCAAGGCCCGGAGAGAGAGGAAGAUCAAGAGCAAGAAAUACCACAAAGUGCACAACAAGGCCAAGCGUAAAGAGUUCCUGAAGCAGUUCGAUGAAAUGGUGAAGACAGACCCGGCUGCUGCCUUAAAGGAGUUGAAUAAGAUGGAGCUGGCCAGGAUGCAGGAGAGGAUGUCGCUGAAGCACCAGAACAGCGGCAAGUGGGCCAAGUCAAAGGCAAUCAUGGCCAAAUAUGAUGAGGGAGCUCGCAAAGCCAUGCAGCAGCAGCUGGAGGUGAACAAAGAGCUGACCCAGAAGCUGGUGACCUCACUGAAUAAUGAGGAAGAGGAGGAGGAGGAGGAAGCAGGCAAUGCAGAGGUGCUACCUGAUUUUGUAAAUGAUGCAGAGCAAGGACUGGAUUCUUCAAAUCCCUGGAUGAGAGGCAAGCUCUCUGAAGAUCCCACAGAGAAAGAGAUAAGUGACACUGUGGAUCUUACAGCAGAGCGGCCUGGAGCGGUGGGAAAUACAGUUGAAGAAGAGGAGGAGGAGGAGGUUGAAGAAACAGAAGAGGAAGUGCUCCUCAGAGAGUUUGACAGCAGGAGGAAACUGCGUCAGACUCAGGAGGCUGUCACAGUGCCUGUAAUGUCUGUGGAUGAUGAUGAGGAGGAGGAGAUGGUGGAGGGGAAUAAAACUGCAACAGAGGACCCAGAUGCUUCAGACAAAGAGGAAGAGGAGCGCUCAGAGUUCACAAGCCUUUUCCGAGGAAUAGCAGAUGGCCGUUGGGAGGCUGAAGCCAAGAAGGCUGAGGCAACAGCAGACGCAAGCCACAUGGACACUUCAGCUCAGCUGGAGGAAGGGCUGAUGAGGAUCAGGACUCUGGAAGACAUGGAGCUCCUCAGCCAGGAGAAGUCAGCAACUGAUAAAGCACCUUUGCAGCCCCCAGCCACAGAAAACCUGCCAUCUGCAACUCAAAAGUCAGGCAAAAACAGAAAAAGGAAGAGACAGAUUGAGCUGAAAGAAGUUCUCACCAAAGAGACAAAAGUCAUCCAAGUCCCACUCGCUCCAAUCAUCGAGGUCACUGAGGACUGCGAUGAAAAGGUGGACCAGAGGGGGCUCAUUAAAGAGGCGUUUGCCGGGGACGACGUCAUCUCAGACUUCCUUAAGGACAAGAGGAAGCAGGAGGACACAGGGAAGCCUAAGGUGGUGGACCUGACACUACCUGGGUGGGGCGAGUGGGGAGGUGUGGGCCUCAAGCAGUCCCGCAACAAACGCAGGAGAUUCAGGAUCAAGACAGCACCGCCUCCACCCAGGAAAGAUCAACAUCUGCCCAGCGUCAUCAUAUCGGAGAAGAGAAACAGCUCCAUCAGCCCCCACCAGGUGAACUCGCUGCCCUUUCCCUUCGAGAACCACGUGCAGUUUGAGAGCACCAUCCGCUCUCCACUGGGCCGCACCUGGAUCACCGAGCGGACUGUUAAAAAGAUCAGCAAGCCCAAGGUAGUCACCCAGCUGGGAGCCAUCAUCGAGCCCAUGACUCGGGAGGAGCUGAUGAAGGACAAGAAGCAGGUGUCUGCUGGGAAUAAAGAUAGUGUGGACUUUUCCAUGAGGAAAAGAAAACAUUAGCAACAACUAUUACUGAAAUGCUCACUGGUUAAAAGUAAAUAAAAAGAAAAACUAAACUACCCUAACAGGUUGUUACUAAUUCUCCACUACUUAGCUACUUUGUGUACAUUCAGUUCUGGGUGGGUCUGUAUGGGAUGAUCAAUCCAUGUUGUGAGAAUAUUUCAUCAUUUAGAGAGCUGAAAUUAUGUGUUUGACAAAUACUCAUCUUUUUUUUCUGGAGCUUUUCAAAUAGUAUAUUUGAUAAAAAAUGUUGUUAAAUCAAAUAUAGAUAGUCAACUAAGUAGUUAAGAAUAUUUGAAAUAAAUUCCACCUUUGGAGUUAAAGAUAUGGUUACAAGCUUGUGAGUUGAAUUAUUAACAGCUAUUCCUUAUAUGCCCAAUAGUAAGUUGCAUUACACUGUGUAGCUGUGUUAAUAGUUAUUGUGUGCCUUACACAUACCACAUUCAUCCUGCCUGUUGCUGACAUAUGCUGUAUUACAUAGUCUUGGCUCAAAGUGGUGCAGUGCAUUUAACUGCUCCCCAGCACACAUGCACCUACAGAGCAAGAAAAAUCUGAAAUGAAAAGUGGAAUUUUGUCAAGUUUCUGCCUCAAAUGCAAAGUUCUUAUGUAGUUCUAAGGUUUAGAACAAGUGAGAUUUUCAACCCCACAAACCCUGUGCUAGUUCCUAGUGGAUCAUCUAAAAUGCCCCAUUAAAUAAAAGGUCUACUAAAACUAAGGUAUUGGCACUAACAUUUCAAACGAUAACCCAACUGUAUUACAAGGUAUAGAGCUGAAACGAUAAGUCGAUUAAUCGAUCAAAUGAAAAUUAAUUGUCAAAUUAGUCAUUUAUCAAGCAACAUUCCCUGGUUUCAGUUUCCCAACUGUAAGAUUUUCUGCUUUUUUAUUAUGUAAUAGUAAAAUUCGUAUCUUUUGGUUUUGAACAAAACAAGACCUCAUGUUUGGCUUUAGGAAAUUGUGAUUGGUAUUUUUCCUCUAUUUUCUGUCAUUUUAUAGACCAAACAAUUAGUCAGUUAACUGAGAAAAUAAUUAAUCAGUGAUUAUUUUAUUGAAAAUAAAGGAUCUAAUAUUGCAGUUCAGGAUUAUAAAAAUCCUUAGUUGCAGCCCCAAUAAUGUAUACUGUUGUGUUGGGAAAUAUCAGCAUCAUUUUCUAUUCUGUCGCCCAACUACUGCAUUCACAUUGCUGUUUAAGGCUUUUGCAGUUACACACACAGUGGUAUGUGCAUUCACUUUACAUCUAAUAUUUUCCUGCUGUCAAUCAAAGCCAAACAUUUGCUCUAGCAUCCUGGUAUUUGAGACUUUUUUUUUUACAUCAUGUUGAAUAAAAAUGUCAUUGAAACCUA